Bombina bombina (fire-bellied toad) is the source of this 1526-nucleotide messenger RNA. RefSeq names its product programmed cell death 2 (gene PDCD2). The record is from RefSeq and is a predicted model, not a curated record. Lineage: Eukaryota; Metazoa; Chordata; Amphibia; Anura; Bombinatoridae. Gene Ontology annotation, cellular component: cytoplasm; nucleus.
CGCAAAGAACUGUCAUUGCGUACUUGCAAUGCUCCGGGAUACCCAGUGUUGGUUGCCGUUUUUGAACACGUGUAAUUAAUAUUUAUAUGUAAUGGCUUCUUUACCCCCCAUGGAACUCGGCUUCUUACAGGAUACCGAGCCGUGGCGGUUGCGCAGCGAUCAGUUCCCAAGUAAAGUUGGUGGACGGCCUGCGUGGUUGGGAGAAGUGGGGUUGCCUGAACCGGACGCAUUGCAAUGUGGGGUUUGUGGGAAGCCUCUAGCCUUCCUUCUGCAGGUGUACGCCCCGUGUACCGGGAGCUUUCACCGCACCAUUUUUAUUUUUUGUUGUCGAAACGCCAGCUGUCACCAAGCAACAGAUAGCCGAUGCUUUAAAGUAUUACGGAACCAGCUUCCCAGGAAGAACGACACAUAUUCUUAUGGACCCCCAUCAGAAACAGUCCCUCCUGAGGACACCAGUGUUAUUAGAUUUCAGCUGAAGUGUGGUCUUCGUCUCUGCAGAGUUUGUGGCUGUUUGGGACCAAAGACAUGCUCAGGUUGCCAUAAUGUCAAUUACUGCAGCAAAGAGCAUCAGGUUAUGGACUGGAAAGUACAACACAAAAAAAUGUGCAAGGAACCGCCUGAUUUAUAUAGGGCCACAGUCCCAGAUUAUGGAUUUUUGUUUCCUGAGCAUGAAAUUGUUACUGAACCGGAGGAGUCAGGACCAGACAAUGGAAGUCAGGAGGAGGAUGAGAUGGAGGCAGAGGAUGAUGGAGAAACAGUAACAUCUGCUGGCAUUGGUUCUCAGAUGGAUGGUCUGUCUUUGGAUGAAAAUGAUUUAGAGUCCAUGGCAAAACAUGAAACAAAAGAUGACUUGGUGUUUAAUAGUUUCAAGAAGCGAAUUGCAUUGGAACCAGAGCAGGUGCUGAGGUACUUGCAAGAGGGGGGGAGCCACUCUGGAUUUCACAACCAUAAUAUACCAUCCAAGAAAGAUAUCCUAUGCUCAUGUGGUGCCAAAAGAAAAUUUGAAUUUCAGGUAAUGCCACAACUUCUGAAUCAUCUCAGAGUAGACAGUCUUGGAGAGAGCAUAGACUGGGGUGUCCUGGCAGUAUUCACCUGUGCAGACAAUUGUAAUGCAGAAAAGAGAUACGCACCUGAAUUCUUAUGGAAACAGGAAGUUGCUGGAGAUAAUAUAUAAAAUAUCGUUAUCUAAACUUUAAAUUGUGCCUUUUUGUGUUCGCUGUUGUGCUUUGUUGUUUAAUCAAAGCACAGGCAGUAGUUUCUAUGUUUCUGCAGUAUUUGGUUUUACACAGUUCUAAUAUAUGUAACAGUAAAUUCAUCUAGACAAUAUAUUGUUAUAUUAACAAUUAUAUAAUAAACUGCAAAACAUGCCAAAAUAUAUGUAUCAAAUAGCUUUACACCAAGUAAAAAAGCUAAAUAUUGUAUAUAUAACAUAAAAUAUGCAGUGCAAUGUGAUAAUUUAUACUGGGAAACUGUUCACCAUUAUUAGACUGCUUUUUCCCUAAUAAAGGACCAGACAAAACCGGAAA